Chinchilla lanigera (long-tailed chinchilla) is the source of this 2355-nucleotide messenger RNA. It is a transcript of the gene Mettl17, whose product is annotated as methyltransferase like 17. The record is from RefSeq and is a predicted model, not a curated record. Gene Ontology annotation, cellular component: mitochondrial small ribosomal subunit. Gene Ontology annotation, molecular function: methyltransferase activity; structural constituent of ribosome. Gene Ontology annotation, biological process: translation. Bases 761 to 2218 code for a protein of 485 amino acids. The transcript is spliced from 14 exons. NCBI's taxonomy places the organism in Eukaryota, Metazoa, Chordata, Mammalia, Rodentia, Chinchillidae.
AGCACAGUGAGUUAUUUUUAAUGUUACACGUUAGUUUAAUUUCUGAACACUUAGCACGAAGUUCUUAGACACUUUGCAUCCAAAUACCAACACCAGGUACAGCAUAUGCUUUACACAUGUGGUUCACAGGUGAAGCUCCAGCUGCCUGCUUGAAUUUUUGUGAUCUUGGGCCCAUUUAACCACCGGAACCUUCACCCUCCUCAACCGCACAAUGAAGUUAACCAGAGACCCUCGCACUCCUUAAGGUGUGGGGGCAAAAAAGAGGUACUGCAGGUUACCUAAAAGCUUUUGGCGCGAUGUCUGAGAUGUUCUCGGUACGCAUUAGGUCACUAAGAGGAUCGAAUUAACUUGAAGAAAAACUAACUUUUUAAAAUUAAGCCCAUUAACAAGGUGUCAUAGCUAUUAAACGAAUAACUAUUUUAACCAUUAACGGCUUAUGUAUGUUCUCUUUGGUCGUCUAAAUCUUCUCGUCUCGUGUUUUUGUUACUGCAUUCUCUUUCUUUCACAGAGGAAAACCACCUGAGACUCAGAAUUGUCCAAGGAGGAAACCGAGAAACAGCACUCCAGAGCCCUCGCCAGAGUGGAGGAGUCGCGCCCGCUCGCUGGGUUUCUGGCCAAGACACGGUGCCCGUUGUAUCUCCUCUGACUUUGUCUGAACCACGACCAAGUCCUCCGCGCUUAUAGGUUCAUCCUCAGGAAGAUUUACAUAUCAAUUGCUUAUUGGACGCUUGCACGUACUCGCUCUUCUCACUGGCUGAUAAUGUCUUUGACACCGGAAGUGGCUCGCCGGGACUUUGGAACUGAGGGUCACCUACGCUCCCGCUUCCGGUUUGCCUCCGGAGCCAUGGCGACCGCCGGCGGACAGACAUUAAGCAGAUGGCGCCGGACCUUUGGAGUAGUUCCCCAGGCCCGGGCCCUCGCCGCCCUCGUCCCCGGCGCGACGCACGUGGACAACAAGUCGGGUUUUCUGGGGAGGAAGCCGCACCGCCAGCACCCGGGCGUCCUGCAGCUCCCGCACGUGCGGCUGCCGCCGGCGCUGACAGCCGCGGCGCAGCUGCUGCUGCUCGACCGCGCAGUGCCCAGUGUGGAGGAGAAGGUGCAAACGCUGACCAACUACCUGUGGAGUCGCCAUCUGCCUGUAGAACCCGAGGAGCUGCAAAGACGGGCAGUGCAUCUGGAGAAAAAAAUCCUGGAGAACCCAGACUCACCUCAGACAGAGGACAAACUCCGAGAAGCAGUGCUCCGCGCCCUGCGCAGAACCACCUACCACUGGCAGGAACUGAGAUACAAUGAGGAGCUGAGCCUGGUGUAUAUGGCAGCAAGACUGGACGGUGGCUUUGCAGCAGUCUCCAGGGCGCUCCAUGAGAUCCAUACUAGAAGUCCACAGUUCCAGCCACAAACCCUGAUGGACUUCGGCUCUGGUACUGGUUCUGUCGCCUGGGCCGCUCACGCUACUUGGGGCCAGAGCCUCCGGGAAUAUGUUUGUGUGGACAGCUCAGCUGCCAUGUUGGACCUGGCAGAGAAACUACUGAAAGGUGGUUCACAAUCAGGGGAGCCUUACGUUCGGGGUGUCUUUUUCAGACAGUUUCUACCUGUAUCGCCCAAGGUGCAGUUCGAUGUGGUGGUCGCAGCCUUUGCCCUGAGUGAGCUGCCCAGCGCGGCUGACCGCGCCGCAGUCCUCCACACCCUGUGGCGCAAGACGAGCCAUUUUCUGGUACUGGUGGAGAACGGAACAAAAGCUGGGCACCAGCUUCUCAUGGAUGCCAGGGACCUGGUCCUCAAGGGGAAAGAGAAGUCACCCUUGGACCCUCGUCCUGGGUUUGUCUUCGCCCCGUGCCCCCAUGAACUUCCUUGUCCUCAGUUGAUGGCCUCUCAGCCCCUGGCCUGUAGCUUCUCCCAGGGUUACCAUCCCAUCCCCUUCAGCUGGAAUAAGAAACCGAAAGAGGAAAAGUUCUCUAUGGUGAUUCUUGCCCGAGGGUUUCCAGAGGAUGCUAAUCGCUGGCCACGAAUCACUCAGCCUGUCCUUAGACGGCCCCGCCAUGUGCACUGUCACCUGUGCUGUCCGGAUGGGCACAUGCAGCAUGCUGUUAUCACAGCCAGCCGGCACGGCAGGGACGUGUACCGGUGUGCCCGCGCCAGCUCCUGGGGAGACCUUUUACCAGUGACCACUCCCCCCGAUUCUCCUCCGCUCCCCACUCAGGGUCCGCCUGAGAGCUGACGGAGGCAUAACCAGUGUUUUCUCUCAGACCUGCUGAGGCCGGAGCUUCCUGGUAUCCAGGAAGGACGUGCUGAUACCCCUGUGUGUCUAUAUUUGUGUGAUGUUUUAAUAAUAAAAUUUUAAAGAAUGGAAAGGGA